ACAUGAGAAAACUGAAAAGGCCACUGCUGAGAUGCGGACGACAAGUACCAACUACCAGUAGAAAAUAGUGGUAGGCUGAGCCUCCUAGUCAUCACAAGUCACAACGAUCAAACAUUAGAAAGGUAGGAAAUCAAAAAUCGAAGCUUGAUCCACAGAUUCAUCUGUAGUCAUUGAGAGUGAAAUGGAGAAGAAGCAUGAUCAUAAUCCACUCCGAUGGCUAAAUCUGAUGGUAUCGGAGCCUUAUUAUCUCUCUCAUUUCCUCGCUUUCUUCUCUUAUUUCGUCCUUCGCACCUCCUCAUCCCUUGUCCUUUCUCCUCACAUCACCCACCGUCUCCUUCAUUGGGAGAUUCAAGGGAUUCUGGUGCUUUCCGUUUUAGCUGUUAUUAAGUGCGUGAAAGAAGAAACAUGGGAGGCCUUUGUUGCUGACAUACUGUUCUUUGCAAAGCUUCUUCUUGUUGCCAUUACUUUGAUAUUGGAUUACCACUUGGCUCUCUGGUACAUAGUGAUAUUUUCAGUUAUAUAUAUCUCAACACAACAGCCUGCCUUCCAAGGACAAGGUACUUCAAAUAAAUUAACACCGCUGCAAUUAGAAGCCUUGCUGACAGAAGGGAACACAUCGAGAUUCUGGUUGGUGGAAUUUUAUGCUUUCUAUUCAUCUGCUUGUAUACGUGCAAGUCGGUGUUUUCCUGAGCUCUCAAUUAUAUACUCGACCAAGAACUUAUCAUUUGGACGGGUUGAUCUUGGACUCUUCCCAAAUGCAGCAGAAAAAUUUGGAAUAUCUCUUAGUGGGGGCAUGAGCCAACUUCCUACUUAUAUAUUAUUUGAGAAUAAUGCUGAGGUUACACGCUUUCCAGAGUGGGAUUUUGAAGCAAAAUCUUCGCAUCCUCCUGUCAGUAAGAGACUCCUUUAUAAACAUUUUGAGCUCGAUCGACACCUUGUUGAAUAUCUUAACUGUAAAUAGACACUGAAGAUAGAUUUUCUGCUGAUGAUUGAUGGUUUACUGGCUUCAGAUUCUUUCAGUCACUCCAGAAUACAAGCAUGGGGCUGGAAAUGCUUUGCAACCUUCUUUUAAAUUUCUUCUUCUUUCAAAUUGAAUACUGGCAUAGAAUUUUUUUUGAUUGCCACUGUAGACAUCUUCUUCCUUCGGCCUUUUGUUCACGUUUCAUUCUAGUAAGGUCGAAGAAAAGUUCAAUGAAAUAUCGAAGCUACUCCAGUUUCAAUAGAUGGAUGGUUAAGACUGCAGACACAGGCCCACUUUGGGAACUUGAUUAAAAAGGGUAAUUCAGUGCACCAGUCAUCCCACACUGAGGGGCUACAGUAAAGGUUCAUGUAUGAAGACUAAUCCAUGCUUUGUAAAUAGUGUUUUUGGGACUGAAAUUUGUGACCUUCACAUCACAAAUAGAGUAAUUUUAUACAAAGCUCUUGAUUGAUGAA
This is a messenger RNA of Hevea brasiliensis (rubber tree), 1434 nucleotides long. RefSeq lists its product as uncharacterized. The coding region runs from base 182 to 961 and encodes 259 amino acids. The transcript is spliced from 10 exons. The record is from RefSeq and is a predicted model, not a curated record. NCBI's taxonomy places the organism in Eukaryota, Viridiplantae, Streptophyta, Magnoliopsida, Malpighiales, Euphorbiaceae.